AUGAGGAUUUUAGUGUUCGUGCUUGCAAUCUUGGCUCUCUGCGCGUGUGUGUUUGGAAGGUCAAUUCCUCAGCUUAGGACCAUUUAUAUGGGAGAUUCAAUCUUUGAUGUAGGAACUAACAAAUACGUGAAAAACUCAGUUUCGCGUUGUGACUUUGUUCCAUAUGGGGAAACACAGUAUGCCAAACCAUCUGGGAGGUGUAGUGAUGGAUUCAUCAUCCCAGAUCUGAUAAACAAGGCCCUGGGUUUGCCCUUUUCCAGGCCAUUCCUGGGUUUGAAAGCUGAGAGCCAAGUUUUUCCUAGUAUCAACUUUACAUCUGAUGGUAGUGGAUUACUCGACUCGACUUAUUCGGACUGGGGUGUCGUGCCAUUUAGUGAGCAGCUAAAACAACUCAGGGAAUUCUCCAUGAAGAUCUCCAAGAAGAAUCUCAAUGACUUUGUUGUUGUGAUCUCUUCUGGUGGAAAUGAUAUCGCAGCAAAUCUUCAAAACAUUAUGGAUGUGGACUUGGAAGGGAUGUUAAUGUCAUUAGAGAAAGGUUUGCAACAACUUUACGAGUAUGGUUUUAGGAAGAUCAUCUAUUCAAGCGUUGGGCCGCUAGGAUGCUCACCUAUUGUUACUUCAGGAGGAAAUUGCGAAUUGUGGUCGUCUCCUUCUAACCCCAGAGUUCGAUCUCCACUUCCGCAGAAAGAAACGGAUGAUCAAUUGUGCUGCAUCUUGUUGAACGCGUGGGACUCCAAGGUACUGCCGAUGCUUGACUUGGAUGACAAUCCAACGACUGAGUCCAUUUGGGAUUCGGAAGACUCAAAGAUCAUCGAGCAAGAAUGCUUCAGGGACGUGUGGAAGCUCAAGGUGGAGCCUUUUCCAGUGUGA
Molecule: messenger RNA, 870 nt
Organism: Selaginella moellendorffii
Lineage: Eukaryota; Viridiplantae; Streptophyta; Lycopodiopsida; Selaginellales; Selaginellaceae
Product: GDSL esterase/lipase 6
Exons: 2
Coding region: 1-870 (289 amino acids)
Molecular function (GO): hydrolase activity, acting on ester bonds
Source: RefSeq, a predicted model, not a curated record